Messenger RNA from Ornithorhynchus anatinus (platypus), 2916 nucleotides. It is a transcript of the gene TPO, whose product is annotated as thyroid peroxidase. Gene Ontology annotation, biological process: thyroid hormone generation; response to oxidative stress. Gene Ontology annotation, cellular component: membrane. The transcript has 17 exons. The coding region runs from base 1 to 2787 and encodes 928 amino acids. Gene Ontology annotation, molecular function: heme binding; iodide peroxidase activity; calcium ion binding. NCBI's taxonomy places the organism in Eukaryota, Metazoa, Chordata, Mammalia, Monotremata, Ornithorhynchidae. The record is from RefSeq and is a predicted model, not a curated record.
AUGGAUGUGGACAAAGGCUUUAGGAGAAAUUGCAACUCGAACAUUGCUAAGAACCAGAUUUCGAAUGUAAAUGCAUUUGCCUUCUUUGAUAUCUGUAUUAAGGGAAAGGAACCGAAAGUAAACGAAGAAACCAAAGAAUCACAAAUCAGCAAUAUUGUUGAAGAAAAGAAGCACAUGGUAGAAAAUGCUAUAUACAAUACAAUGAAAAGAAAUCUCAAAAGGAGGGAAGUAACAUCUCCAGCUCAGCUCUUUGCCUUUUCAAAAAGCCCGGAACGGGCCAGCCAAGAUGUUUCCCGAGCAGCAGAAAUAAUGGAAGCCUCGGUGCAAGCGGUGAAAGGAAAAGUUGGCCAAAGUCACAAAAGACUGCUGCAUCCAACAGACGGUUUACCAAGUGCUGUGAUGAACAUCAUUGCCAAUGUGUCCGGCUGCCUGCCUUUCAUGUUACCACCAAAAUGCCCAAAUACCUGCUUAGCAAAUAAAUACAGGUUAAUCACCGGUGCCUGCAACAACAGGGCCAAUCCCAGAUGGGGAGGUUCUAACACAGCUCUAGCUCGAUGGCUCCCCGCUGUUUACGAAGAUGGAAUCAGCCAGCCCAAAGGAUGGAAUCCCAGCACCUUAUACAAUGGAUUUGCGUUGCCCAUGGUUCGGGAAGUGACGAGAACGAUUAUUCAGGCACCUAAUGAAGCGGUCACGGAGGACAACCUGUAUUCUGAUAUUAUGAUUGUGUGGGGACAAUAUAUCGAUCAUGAUAUUGCAUUCACUCCUCAAAGCACCAGUAAAGCUACAUUUCUGGGAGGAGCGGACUGUGACCUGACGUGCGAAAAUCAAAAUCCAUGUUAUCCCAUUCAGCUCCCGUCCAACGAUAGCUUGUCAACACGUAUGGACUGCCUGCCCUUUUUCCGCUCAUCUCCCGCAUGUGGCACCGGAGACCAAGGAGCCAUCUUUCAAAACCUCUCCACAUCCAACCCCAGGGAGCAGAUCAAUGGACUGACGUCAUUCCUCGAUGCCUCCACGGUUUACGGCAGCACACCCGCUCUGGAAAAGAAGCUGAGGAAUUGGACUCACGAUGAAGGUCUCCUUAGGGUAAAUCUGCAGUUCUCCGACCAGGGCCGGGCAUACCUGCCUUUCGUCUCCCGGGUCCCUUCUCCGUGUGCCCAAGCUCGGGACACCGAUCGAGCGGAAAGAAUCGAAUGCUUUAUGGCUGGGGACGGUCGGUCCAGUGAAGUAAUUUCCCUGACCGCUUUGCACACUCUCUGGUUGAGAGAACACAAUCGCCUGGCCAAAGCCCUGAAGCAAAUCAAUCCUCACUGGACCUCUGAAACCCUCUACCAGGAAGCUCGGAAAAUCGUGGGGGCCCUUCACCAGAUUAUAACCAUCCGGGACUACAUUCCCAAAAUAAUCGGACCCGUGGCUUUUGAGCAAUAUAUCGGUCUUUACGGAGGAUACGAUCCAACCGUGAACCCUACGGUGUCGAAUGUAUUUUCAACGGCUGCUUUUCGCUUCGGCCACGCUACAAUUCACCCCGUCAUAAAGAGACUCGAUGCACGGUUCCAGGAUCACCCAGACCUCCCCCAUCUGAAUUUACAUGAGGUUUUCUUCAGUCCUUGGAGAAUUAUUAAAGAAGGUGGUUUGGACCCACUGCUGAGAGGUCUUCUGGCAAAAUCAGCCAAACUGCAGACCCAGGAUCAGCUGAUGAAUGAAGAGUUAACCGAAAAGCUCUUUGUGCUGUCCAAUUCUGGGGCCCUGGAUUUAGCGUCCUUAAAUUUGCAGCGGGGACGUGACCACGGCCUCCCAGGUUACAAUGAUUGGAGAGAAUUCUGUGGCUUCCCGAGACUGAAGACUCGCACUGAUCUGAACACGGCCAUUGCCAACAGCAGUUUAGUUGAAAAAAUCAUGGAGUUGUACAAGCAUCCCGACAACAUCGAUGUCUGGCUGGGGGGUCUAGUGGAAAAUUUCCUUCCGGGUGCUAGAACUGGCCCAUUAUUUGCUUGUAUCGUCGGAAGGCAAAUGAAAGCUCUGAGAGAAGGUGACCGGUUUUGGUGGGAAAACAAUGAUGUAUUUACUGACGCUCAAAGACGCGAACUGGGAAAACAUUCUUUAUCUCGAGUUAUCUGUGACAACACGGGUCUGGACAAGGUGCCGGGCGACGCCUUUCGACUGGGGAUGUUUCCUCGAGACUUUGAGCUCUGUGAAAACACUCCCGGCAUGAAUCUAGCAGCUUGGCGGGAAGAUGUCCAUCAGCAAGUUGGCACGUGUGGCAAACCAAUGAAGGUGGAAAAUGGGGACUUUUUAUAUUGCUCAGAGUCGGGAAGACCAGUUGUAGUUUACUCCUGUCAUCACGGUUAUGAGCUUCAGGGUCACGAACAAUUAACCUGCACAAACGGACGAUGGGAUUUUAAGCCACCGGUGUGCAAAGACAUCAACGAAUGCGAAGAUGAAAUGAAUCCUUCCUGCCACAACUCGGCUAACUGCAAGAACACCAAAGGCGGCUUCUACUGUGCCUGUGCAGAUCCUUACGAACUCGGAGAGGAUGAAAGGACCUGUAUAGAUUCUGGAAGAUUCCCCAGAGCAUCCGUAAUAGCCAUCAUUUUUGGCAUUGUUCUGGCCAGCGGAGUGGUGGUAUUGACCUGGAAUGUGAUUUGCAGUGGGAUGUAUUCAGGUCCUGAAUCUGCUGAAUCAAGCUGGUUAAAAGAUGACAAGAUAACAGCCAAAGUCAAACGCACAGAACACCAUGAAAUGAAAAUUUCCCAAGCUGGCAUUUUAGCUGAUCCAGUUAAUAAGAGUUGAUUUCUCCUGGGAGUCGGAUCCUGGACAAGAGAUUUCACAAAGAACUUCACUGGAUCAUUUUUCGAGGAAAUUGAGAAGUGAAAUUUAACGGUACGGUUAAAUAAAACAUUAAGCAUAUUUUGAAUUUGA